Penicillium odoratum is the source of this 357-nucleotide messenger RNA. RefSeq lists its product as uncharacterized. Lineage: Eukaryota; Fungi; Ascomycota; Eurotiomycetes; Eurotiales; Aspergillaceae. The record is from RefSeq and is a predicted model, not a curated record. Bases 1 to 357 code for a protein of 118 amino acids. The transcript is spliced from 2 exons.
AUGUCGGCGACUAUCCUAGAGAACACUCGGACGACUCCUGUCUCCGUUUUGGUGGACUAUGAGGUCCAUCACAGCGGACAGGAGGAGCACACGCCUACAAACUCUCUGUCCCCAGCGCCGACCACUCAGCCGCAAAAUUGGCCCUUUGAUCAUCGUCGAAUUCCUGCCUACCGUCCUAUCAGUCGAAACCUGGAUUUUAGCCAACGACCAUCAGGCGCAAAUAAUGUGGAACGGGUUGUUAUUACAGUCAUGCUGCAUGGUGUUUGGCUCAACGCAGUCACAUCACGAGUUUGGCGCUUUACGGGAGGGAGAUUGAACAAUCGUUUGUUUCAUUACGAGAUCGGUGGUGAAUGGUAA